CUAGCCAUAAAGCGAUGUGCCGUAUUCCGGUUGGUGGCUGUUGUGGAGCUGCACUUGUACCAGGAUGCGGAUGUUUACAUUAAAUACCUUUUUAAUAACGUCUUUGUUACUUUUAUUAGAGCAACAAGGCGUCUUUGCUCUUCAAGAUGUAACUGCGGAGCUGUUCGGGAACAACAAGUAUGGGACGGUGGCGGCGUUUGGUGACUUCAACUCGGAUAAACAGACUGACAUCUUUGUCAUCAGAGAGCAGUCUGAGUUGGUGAUUUUCUUGGCUGACUCCAAAUCUCCUUACUUCAAGCCCAAAGUUAACAUCACCAAGGACAUGUUGAAAAGGGAGAAAAUCACCAGUGUUGUUCCUGGAGAUUAUGAUGGAGACUCUCAGAUGGAUGUCCUUCUGACAACUCAGAACAUAUCUUUAAAAACAUCAGUUUUCAUUUUCUGGGGAAACAACCACACAAUAGAAACCUCUAAGAGGCAUACCAUGAAUUUAACCUUAACAGAUCAGCCUCUUGUUAUGGAUUUCAAUGGCGACAUGAUUCCAGAUGUCUUUGGGGCGAUCACGCCUCCCCAAACUGUAGUCUGCUAUCUUACCAAAAGGAUUCAAGAGUGCAGGGAUGAUUUUAAUAAAUCAAUCAUAAUGCGCACUCCUCACUCUAAUGCUUUCAUUGACCUCAACAAGGACUUCACUGCUGAUUUAUUCCUGACAACUGAAGGUGGGAACUUUGAGACCUGGCUAAAUAAGGAUGGGGCUUUCACCAAGGGGGAAGUCGUCUCAAGUCCAACAGAAACCAUCGGGCAGUCCUCCUUUGUCGACUUUGAUGGAGAUGGCUAUCAGGAUCACCUUCUCCCCGCAUGUUUGGAUGUAGCCUGUCAGCAGAGUAUCAUCUACAUCGCCAAGCGGAGCUCAAAAGAGUGGGUGCCGGUCCUGUCCGAUUUCAAGCACAGGGACACCGUUUGGGGCUUUGUAUCAGGAGACCCCACCCAUCCAGUGGUCCUGCAUCUCGGCGACUACAACCUGGACGGCUUCCCUGAUGCACUAGUGAUCCUUCGCAACACCAGCGGCAGUGAUCAGCGGGCCUUCCUGUUGGAGAACAUUCCCUGUAACGUUCCCAACUGCAGCAGCGUGGGACGAAUGUUCCACAUCCGCUGGGACCAAACGGAUCUGGGAGCGAUCCAGAAGGCCGUCAUGGCUACUUUCUUUGACAUCUAUGAGGACGGAAUAUUAGACAUGCUCAUCCUGAGCAAGGCAGAGGACAAAGACGACUUAAUGAUCCACGCAUUGAAGAACAAUUUUGAAGCUGACGCCUAUUUUGUUAAAGUGAUGGUGCUCAGCGGCCUCUGCUCUAACGCCUGUCCUGAAGAUGUCAAGCCGUUUGGUGUGAAUCAGCCAGGCCCUUAUGUCAUGUACACCACAGUGGACUCUAAUGGCUACUUGAAAAAUGCCUCAGCUGGUCAGCUGAGCCAGUCGGCUCAUUUCUCCCUGCAGCUGCCCUACACUGUGCUGGGCCUCGGACGCAGCGCCAACUUUCUGGACCACCUCUUCGUCGGCAUUCCCAGGAAGCCUGGAGAAACGGAAACGAGGAAACACGAGUGGACGGCCAUCAUUCCCAACUCUCAGCUCAUAGUCAUUCCCUUCCCACACAAUACUCCCCGCAGAUGGAGCGCUAAGUUGUACCUCACUCCUAGCAACAGCGUCCUGCUGACGGCCAUCGCUCUAAUCGGCGUGUGCGUCUUCAUCCUUGUGAUUAUCGGCAUCCUCCACUGGAAAGAGAAGAAAGCAGACGACCGAGAGAAGAGGCAGGAAGCCCACCGCUUCCAUUUUGACGCCAUGUGAAGGAGCAGCGCUGCGCCACAGAAACACGCCCCAAACCCCCCAGCCCCCAUCCAGAUGCUUAGUCUGACCCACACUCAUUUCAGGGGCCAAUAAAUUGAUACUCAUGUGCCCUAAAGCGUUUCUUUUUUCUUUUCUUAUUUUUUUAUAUCCUUUUCAGUCAAUGAGACGGAUGUGAAAUAUUUAUGUCGCAUUUGAUUUAUUCAUUCCAGUGUUUGAAGCUCGUCCUGACGGGGAGCACUGUGGAGGUUUAAGCAGCGGCUUCUCCGGACAGACUCAGCAAAGAUUUGUGUUUGCACGUAAAUCCACAUCUGCUUGUUGCUAUGUUUCGUGUUUUUUUUCAUUUAAGUAAAACUUUCAUUAAAGGUUAGAAUCUCUUGGGUCAAGUGUUGAAAGUGGGUAAUGUUAACUUGAAAUCCAUGUUAUUUCUUGUCAUUUUUGUAUUUUUUGUUUCCCACUUCUGGCUUUUUCUGUGAAUUUGAACAUUUUCACAAGAAGCUGAAUGGAAAAUGAAUAGAAGUGGACCGGUACAAGUCGAAGCUUUGCUGACUGCAAAUUCAUAUUUUCCCCAGCUGAUUGUAUCAAAGCUUAUCACAGAAG
Molecule: messenger RNA, 2431 nt
Organism: Poecilia latipinna (sailfin molly)
Lineage: Eukaryota; Metazoa; Chordata; Actinopteri; Cyprinodontiformes; Poeciliidae
Gene: itfg1
Product: integrin alpha FG-GAP repeat containing 1
Exons: 18
Coding region: 65-1834 (589 amino acids)
Cellular component (GO): plasma membrane
Source: RefSeq, a predicted model, not a curated record